UUCACCUUUCUUACUUCUACCCCCAUUCUUCUUUCAAAAGAGUCAACGUGUUGGACUUUUUGAAUGAAGCAGCGUCACUUCAAACAACACCACCAUGGACUCUCGCACCAUGGCCAACCUUUUCCUAGCCCAACUCAAUCACCCUUCCGCCACCCAAACCCUCGCCCGCGCCAUCCACGCCCACAUCCUCACCACCGGCUUCAGACUCACCCCUCUCAUCCGCAACCGCCUCAUUGAUAUCUACUGCAAAUCCUCCAACAUCCCUUACGCCCACCACUUGUUCGACAAAACGCCCAACCCAGACAUCUUCUCACGAACCACCCUCCUCUCAGCGUAUUCCGCCGCCGGCAACGUCAAGCUCGCCGAGAAACUCUUCAAUGCCACCCCGGUCACCCUCCGCGACACCAUCAGCUACAAUGCCAUGGUCAAAGCCUACUCCCACAACCUGGAUGGCCAUGCUGCUGUCAAGCUCUUCGUUCGCAUGAAGAGGGACGGUUUUGCACCCGACCCUUUUAGCUUCUCCACUGUGCUUGGCGCGAUGUCGUUGAUCGCGGAGGAGGAGUGGCAUUGCCAGCAGCUGCACUGUGAUGUUGUCAAGUGGGGUGUGAUGUGUGUGCCUUCUGUGUUGAACACGUUGUUGAGCUGCUACAUUUGUUGCGCUUCGUCGACUUUGGUUGAGUCUCCCGUGUUGAUGGCUUCUGCUAGGAAGCUGUUUGAUGAGGCGCCUUUGAGUCAGAAAGAUGAACCUUCAUGGACCACCAUGAUUGCUGGAUACGUGAGGAACGAUGAUCUCGCUUCCGCGAGGAAGCUUCUUGAUGGAAUGACUCAUCCAAUCGCCGUUGCGUGGAAUGCAAUGAUUUCUGGUUACGUGCGCCACGGUUUAUAUGAAGAGGCUUUUGACACAUUCAGGAAAAUGCACUCCAUGGGAAUUCAGAUGGAUGAGUAUACUUACACCAGUUUGAUCAGUGCUUCUUUUAAUACUGGGCUUUUCAAUUGUGGAAGGCAGUUGCAUGCUUAUGUUCUCAGGACAGUGGUGCAGCCUUCAGAGCAUUUUAUUCUGUCUGUGAAUAAUGCUUUGAUUACUUUUUAUACUAAGUGUGGUAAAUUGGUACAGGCAAGGGAGGUUUUUGAUAAGAUGCCUGUGAGGGAUCUUGUUUCGUGGAAUGCGAUUUUGUCGGGGUAUAUUAAUGCACGGAGACUUGAGGAAGCUAAGUUUAUUUUCAGGGAGGUGCCAGAGAGGAACCUGCUGACAUGGACUGUGAUGAUAUCAGGGUUAGCAGAGAGUGGUUUUGGAGAAGAAAGUUUGAAGCUGUUCAACCAGAUGAAGUCAGAGGGACUGGAACCGUGUGAUUAUGCAUAUGCUGGAGCGAUUAAAGCUUGUGGUGUUCUUGGAUCAUUGGAUAAUGGACAACAAAUUCAUUCUCAGGUGAUCCAGUUAGGUCAUGAUUCGAGUCUUUCUGCAGGGAAUGCGCUGAUCACUAUGUAUGCAAAGUGUGGUGUUGUUGGAUACGCUGAUAUGGUGUUUCUCACUAUGCCAUAUGUGGAUUCAGUAUCCUGGAAUGCCAUGAUCGCAGCUCUUGCACAGCAUGGACGUGGUGUUCAAGCCAUUCAACUUUAUGAGCAGAUGUUGAAGGAAGAUAUAUUGCCUGAUCGGAUAACUUUUCUCACAAUUCUUUCUGCUUGUAGCCAUGCAGGGUUGGUCAAAGAGGGACAGCAUUAUUUUGAUUCAAUGUGCACUCACUAUGGUAUGACGCCAGGGGAGGAUCAUUAUGCUCGUUUGAUUGAUUUGUUAUGUCGUGCCGGUAAGUUCUCAGAGGCAAAGAAGGUAACUGAGUCAAUGCCUUUUGAGCCAAGCGCACCUAUUUGGGAGUCUCUUCUUGCUGGUUGUCGGAUCCAUGGGAACAUUGAAUUGGGUAUUCAAGCUGCUGAGCGGCUCUUUGAGCUUACGCCCGAACAGGAUGGAACCUACAUAAUCCUUUCCAAUAUGUAUGCACACUUAGGUAAGUGGGAUGAAGUAGCCAGGGUGAGAAAAUUAAUGAGGGAAAGAGGGGUUAAGAAGGAACCUGGAUGUAGUUGGAUUGAGAUUGAAAACAUGGUCCAUGUGUUUUUAGUUGAUGAUGCUGUGCACCCUGAGGUGCAUGCAGUUUAUAAAUAUCUGGAGCAACUGGUCAUUGAAAUGAGGAAAUUGGGGUAUAUUCCUGAUACAAAGUUUGUAUUACAUGAUAUGGAAUCUGAGCAUAAAGAACAUGCCUUGUCCACCCACAGCGAAAAGCUAGCUGUUGUUUAUGGAAUUUUGAAGCUUCCUUUAGGAGCUACGAUUCGGGUUUUCAAAAAUUUGAGGAUGUGCGGGGACUGCCAUAAUGCAUUCAAGUUUAUUUCUAAAGUAGUAGAGCGAGAGAUAGUUGUGCGAGAUAGGAGAAGGUUUCACCAUUUUAGAAAUGGUGAGUGUUCUUGCGGGAACUACUGGUAGAAAGAGGUUCCGUAAUUUGAUUGUGAUCCAGGGUUAAUGUCAAAAGUGAUCAAGUGAAUUUAGGAUAUAUACAAAGUGAAGCCCGGGUUCAUUGCGAUCAGGAAUUCAAGGUUGAGAUUGAUAGUGGCCCCAAAAUGAUCUUCAAGAGGUUGAUCUAUGGACAUGGCAAAGCCGUUGUAAAGGAAUUUCAUGCUCUUCAGUUAACUUUUACAAACUGCAGGUUGGGAAUUUGCCUUCUCCUAAUGCAUUCCUCUUGCACAUGAGCUAAUUAUUUGCUAUUUCAAGUCAUUAACCAUGGGAAUAGAGGCCAGUAGCAAUAGUAAGAAAAAUCAAAUGAUUGUUCAUGAUGUGGCUAUGCCUUGAAUGCCCUGUCCAAGUCUUAAGCAUAGCUGCUGCGAAGAGAAAGAGAUAAAUGAGCCUAGAAUACAUUCUCAUGAUAUACAGAUGGAGGACUAUCUAUACUAUUAUAGUCUUUGCCUUUCUGAUUUUGGUGACUUGUGAAUCAAAUACGACAGUGAACCUUUACAACCAAGAAUCAUCCUGACCAUCUAGAUGACUUACACAGUUCAGCUAUUUCUUCUUCUUUUUUGGCUGCCUCUACCACAUGAUAUAAAUUUAUAAUAUUCAUCCAUUAUACAUCAAGUGAACAAUAUAAUUUAUCCAAUUUGUGAAUUUUGUUGAAGAAUUUGAGACACUGUUUUUUGUACUUUAUACAUGUAGGCCAUGUAAGUAUCAUAAUCACUUGACAGUUGACAAUGGUGGUAAAUAAAAACUAUCCAACCUUUUUAAUUGAAAAGAAAAAUAAUAGUUGCAUUCAACCCCACCACCCUGAACCAACCUCGGAUAUAGAAGAACCCAACAACAUGGUUGUUGAUGAAGAACAAGAAUAGGAACCAAAAGGUUAACCAUAAAACGAUGUUUCCGUAGAGGAAGAACCAAGAACAAAAGCAGCACCAGAGCUAGAACUAGCAGAAGAAAGACUAGAAGACAAUGCAAAAGCUUUGAACCAGGCUGCCGCGUCGGAAUCUAUUGUUCCGAAUAUCCCAAAUGAAAGCAACAACAAUGAAGAAGACCUUAGAUUAGAGGAUGAACCUGACAGGAAGCUUCUAGAACCCUUCACU
Messenger RNA from Lotus japonicus, 3591 nucleotides. Its product is annotated as pentatricopeptide repeat-containing protein At1g25360. Lineage: Eukaryota; Viridiplantae; Streptophyta; Magnoliopsida; Fabales; Fabaceae. The coding region runs from base 95 to 2470 and encodes 791 amino acids. Gene Ontology annotation, biological process: RNA modification. The transcript has 2 exons. The record is from RefSeq and is a predicted model, not a curated record. Gene Ontology annotation, molecular function: RNA binding; zinc ion binding; protein binding.